Messenger RNA from Prunus armeniaca (apricot), 411 nucleotides. NCBI's taxonomy places the organism in Eukaryota, Viridiplantae, Streptophyta, Magnoliopsida, Rosales, Rosaceae. The record is from the annotation of a GenBank genome assembly.
AUGGUUGUAGCUGUGUGUAUGCUCAAUGAAUCAAGGCAACACCACCGUCGUCGCUCCUCGAACGUGGACAGAUAUAGGCAGUCUCAAGCUUCAUUCGACAAUUGGGUUUGGCACGCCUUCUUCGAAGUUGCCGGAUCACAUAAUGACCUCAAUGUGCUUGGUCAAUCCCCGGUAUUCAACGAUGUCUUGAGAGGUCAUUCCACCCAAAUCACAUAUCAAAUCAACAAUACCGUAUACUUAAGUGCAUACUACCUCGCCGAUGGAAUUUAUCCAAGGGGUGUUGCUCGGAUGCUUGAUGAGGAGGUGUUGCGGAGCAUUAUGAUGACUUGCAUCAUCCUCCAUAACAUGAUUGUGGAGGAUGAGUAUGAUUAUGAUGCUCCAGAGGUGUUUGAAAAGACGACAGUUUUAUAA